Molecule: messenger RNA, 2121 nt
Organism: Tilletiaria anomala UBC 951
Lineage: Eukaryota; Fungi; Basidiomycota; Exobasidiomycetes; Georgefischeriales; Tilletiariaceae
Product: DNA glycosylase
Exons: 2
Coding region: 1-2121 (706 amino acids)
Biological process (GO): base-excision repair; mismatch repair
Cellular component (GO): nucleus
Molecular function (GO): 4 iron, 4 sulfur cluster binding; oxidized purine DNA binding; 8-oxo-7,8-dihydroguanine DNA N-glycosylase activity
Source: RefSeq, a predicted model, not a curated record
AUGCGAGCAGCUAAGCGUAAGGCAACGACGACGUCAUCGCCGCCGCCGACAAAGCCUCGAGUCUUGCAAGACCACGACAGCUACACGGACUCUUCCCUGUCGGUGGAUGGGUCCGACGACGAUGACUAUCACAGUGAAGAUGAUGCCGAAGCACCGCCCAAGCGCAAACGAAACGCGUCACCCAAAAAGAAGAACUCAAAUCAGGAGGCAGCUUCGGCUUCGACUGCUUCGCCGAAGUUAUCGAAGAAAGAUGGAAGCGGACUGGGCGGGAAGGCCCUCAUCAACCUCAUCUUCCGCAGCGACCGCCCGUCAGACGGUGCAGCUGCCCUGCCGCCGGUCCGGUCGCACGCGUUCGACUACCAUCAUCCGCUUUUGCUAGAUUCCACAUCGGACGGUGCUGGCGCAAAGGCCCGCUCGGCUUUCCUGGAAUGGUAUGCUGGUGUCAAGAAGGAUCGCGAGAUGCCAUGGCGAGCCGACUGGAUCGACCCCUUCGACGAAGACUCUUCCGAGGAGCAGAUUCGCACGGCGCUCAAGGAGCGCGCGUACCGCGUCUGGAUCAGCGAAGUGAUGCUGCAGCAGACGCGUGUGGCCACCGUCGUCAAAUAUUUUAAUCGCUGGACUGCCAAGUGGCCCAGCAUCGACAGCUUGGCCAAAGCGGAUGCCCAGGAUGUCCUGGCCGCCUGGAAAGGCUUAGGAUACUACUCGCGCUCGGCUCGUAUCCACGAAGCGGCGAAAAAGGUGGUCAACGACAAAAAGUUGCAGGGUAUGCUUCCUGAAUUACCAGAAGACCUCAGUCGAGACGUACCGGGCGUCGGGCCGUACACAGCUGGCGCCAUCUCUUCCAUCGUCUUUGGCCACGCUGUCCCCAUCAUCGAUGGCAAUGUGGUCCGUGUCUUGUCGCGCCAGAUGGGCCUACUUGCGAGCAGCAAGGAUAAGGCCAUCACAGAUGUCUUGUGGGAAGCAGCAAGGCGCAUCGUGCGCCGAGCUACUCUGGACUGCCUCGUUGAGGCAGACGCUCUGUCAGAGGAGGAGCAGCGCACAAGCGUCUUCGGCAGAGAGGCCUUGCAGCGCAGUUCUGUUCCUGGCGAUUGGAAUCAAGCGUUGAUGGAGCUGGGAAGCACAAUCUGUGCUCCGAAGCCCUCCUGCAACCGAUGUCCGAUCCAGAGCACCUGCCGUGCAUACCACGAAGGCUUGCUCGCGGCAGACGCAGCUUCCAACUCGAGCACCGCUCGCGCUGAGGCGCCGCUCCCGGACCUCGAGGAUCUGUGCAGCGUCUGUGCUCCAGUGCCGAUCUUCGAAGAGCGCCCUGCAUUGCCUGGCCACAAGUCGGAGGCCAAGGCAUCAAAAGCCAAAGAUCCUGGGAACGUGCAGCUGAAGCAGAGCACAAUUUCUUUCGGCGGCAAAGCCAUUGGUUCAGAUAUGAGCAGGAGCAGCUCCUCUUCGAAUGCUAAAGCGAAAUCUAAAGCUCAAGCUCAGGCGGAGCAGGUCGAGGCUUUCAGCAGCAUUGUCGAAGCACACGUCAAGCUGAUGCCGCUCAAGGUGGAGAAGUCCAAAGUGAAGGAGGAGAAUUGCGCUGUGUGCAUCAUCGAAGAUAUGACGCGCAGCACAGAUGGCACCGAUAGAGCGUGUAGUAAUGGAAGCGUUAGGACCCGUGGCCAGAUCCUGGUAGAACAGCGGCCUUCGAAAGGGCUGCUUGCCAACAUGUGGCAGUUCCCGACUUUGUCCUUCGGCUACGACCAGCCACCACCGCCAGCCCAAAAGCGAGCGGCAAUGGCAGCAGAAUUCGUGGGUGCGCUCGUCGCAAAGCACCUGCACCACCCUCGCAGCAGCACCAAGCUCUCAGCAGGAGCGAAUGUCAGCGUGGUGAAAAAGCCGCCGCUCGGCGUCAUCCAGCAUGUCUUCUCGCAUCUCGUGCUCAACAUGCACAUCUACGUGCACGAGCUGCACGCCACGAACGCAAGGGCCGAUGGCGCUGCGAAUGACAAGGAGCAGCAGCCGUCGCAAGCGCAGAAGAUCGCAGAUAUGCCGCGCAAAUGGUGCAGCGAGGCCGAAAUUGCCAGGGCCAACAUGGGCACGGGUAUGGUCAAUGUUUUCCAGCGCUACAGGGGUACAGCCAAGUAA